Patiria miniata (bat star) is the source of this 3694-nucleotide messenger RNA. RefSeq names its product ubiquitin-like modifier-activating enzyme 6 (gene uba6). Gene Ontology annotation, molecular function: SUMO activating enzyme activity. Lineage: Eukaryota; Metazoa; Echinodermata; Asteroidea; Valvatida; Asterinidae. Gene Ontology annotation, biological process: protein sumoylation. Gene Ontology annotation, cellular component: SUMO activating enzyme complex; cytoplasm. The record is from RefSeq and is a predicted model, not a curated record. The transcript is spliced from 27 exons. Bases 371 to 3442 code for a protein of 1023 amino acids.
AUGUUAAGAAGUGGGUGGGCGGGGCCUUGGGGGGCUAACCCCGAAAAAAUAAGCGAUGUACGUCACAAAUGAAAAAUAUGUAACUCCUUUAUAUAAAGCAAGUAUUUCUGACACCUUCUCAAAGGUUUGAGUAUACAUCAUUUGUCAUUUGUUUGUCUCAAAGGAAAGAAAACUGGUGCGCCUGGCACUCACUAUUACCCGUCUAGUUCCCAGAAUUAACUUUGCAGGUUUUUAUAUGCAUUAAGAAAUUGUAACAGACUACACACCGGUAAACUGGUAUCUCAUGCUGUACGCCCUUCUCGAGAGAUCGAACAUUGCAACCUUCACGAAUAGUCAAACAAAUUGACAUCUCUGUACAUCUACCAUCACCAUGGCAACAGAAGAGGAAAUUGAUGACUCCCUUUACAGUCGUCAGCGCUAUGUCCUAGGUGACACAGCUAUGAAGGCCAUGGCUCACUCCAAUGUCUUCCUGAGUGGACUUGGAGGCUUAGGAGUUGAAAUCGCCAAAAAUGUUGCAUUGGCCGGUGUUAGGUCAUUGGUGGUUCAUGACACUAGGAUAGCAACCUGCAAAGACCUUGGAACUCAGUUCUUUCUGAGAGAAGAGGAUGUCACUGCCAAACGAAACAGGGCUGAAGCCUGCCAGGCACGUCUUGCCGAGCUCAACCCGCACGUCUCCAUCACGUCAUCCACAGCUAGUCUGACCUCAAAGUCUGACCCUAGCUUCCUCCGUCAGUAUCAGUGUGUCGUCCUGACUGAAGCUCCUCUGAGUCUGCUACUCAUGGUGGAUGAGUUCUGCCGAAAUCAACAACCUCCCAUCAAGUUCAUUGCUGGUGAUGUAUUUGGCCUGUACAGCUACACGUUCUGUGAUUUUGGUCCUGAGUUCACCAUCAUGGAUCGCACAGGAGAGGAACCCACGGAAUCAUUCGUUGCCACUAUCACUAAGGCGAAUCCAGGGGUGAUUACCAGUCUCGACAACCGAAUGCAUGGAUUUCAGUCUGGGGACCACAUCACAUUUAAAGAAAUCGAAGGAAUGACAAUUCUUAAUGGAAGCACACAACAAGUAAAAGUUUUAUCACCCUAUGCCUAUAGUAUAUGUGACACCAGUGGUGACGACUACCAGCCGUAUGAAAACGGAGGCAUUGCUGUAGAAGUGAAAAUUCCAAAGACAGUAACGUUUGAAAGCUUAAAGAAGCAACUGGACUCUCCGUCAACGACAUUUGUAGACUUCCUCAAGGAUCCAAUCUUCUCCCAUGUUGCCGUCCACUCACUGCAGCAGUUUAGAGAAGAUCAUGGCAGACUACCUGGGGUCAGAUCGUUGGAGGACAGCAAUGCAUUUAUCGAGAUUGCCAGACAGUUGAACGGCAAACUGGAGAGCGCCCUCAAUCCUCUGGAUGAGAAGAGUCUCCGGAUGAUCUCAUUUACUGCCGAGGGGUGUUUUGCCCCGCUUACUGCCACCAUGGGCGGGAUCAUAGCUCAAGAGGUCCUGAAAGCACUCACUGGGAAGUUCACCCCUAUCAACCAAUGGUUGCAUUUGGAUGCAAGUGAAGUAUUGAAAGAUCUGGACCAGUGCCCAGCCAGCGCAUUCCAACCAAGGAAUGACCGAUACGACGCUCUACGGAUCUGUCUUGGCGAGGAUCUCCUAGGGAAGUUUCACAAUCUCAAGUUGUUCAUGGUCGGCUGUGGUGCCAUAGGCUGCGAGAUGCUCAAGAACUAUGCAUUGUUAGGGAUCGCUACAGCUGAAAAGGGCAAGAUUACAAUCACCGAUAAUGACAUCAUAGAGAAAUCCAAUUUGAAUCGGCAGUUUCUCUUCAGACCACACCACAUUCAGAAACCCAAAUCCACGACAGCAGCAGCCUCAACACAGGACAUCAAUCCAAGUGUUAACAUAGAUGCUCAUCUACACAAAGUUUGUCCCGACACCGAGACAACAGUUUUUAACGAUGAGUUCUUUAAGGAUAUGGAUGUAGUAGUCAACGCGUUGGAUAACGUAGCAGCUAGACAGUACAUGGACAGCCGCUGUGUAACCAAUGAGAGACCACUGAUGGAGUCAGGCACCAUGGGAGCUAAAGGCCAUGUACAGGUCAUCGUGCCACACAUGACAGAGACGUACGGCAGUCAACGAGACCCACCCGAUGAGUCUGUGCCAUACUGUACACUCAAGUCCUUCCCAGCUACAGUAGAACACACUAUACAAUGGGCUAGAGAUAAGUUUGAGAUUUCCUUCACCCAGAAACCGACAAUGUUCAACAAAUAUUGGACGAACAACGGUUCACCAGAGGUAGUCAUCAAGAAGUUCAAUGAUUCGGAGCAGCCAGAGAACUCCAUGGCUGUCAUCAAGCUUCUCAAGAACAGACCAGUCAGCUGGGCUGAGUGUGUCAGCACAGCCAGGGUCAAAUUUGAGAAAUACUUCAAUCACAAGGCAAAGCAGCUUCUUUCUGUCUUUCCAUUGGACCACAAGAUGAGCGAUGGAACGCUAUUUUGGCAAUCCCCCAAGCGACCGCCAGCUCCAGUCAUCUUCAACACGGCAAGUGAACUACAUAUGCUGUUUGUUGUCAGCACAGCGAGGCUUACAGCAGCGUAUUGCGACAUUCCAGUAUCUGAGCAUGACCUGAGCACCGACACGUUGCUACGGAUACUGUCAGGGGUCAAAGUGCCACCGUUCAAACCAUCCAAUAAGGUGAUUGAAACGGAAGCAUCGUCUCCCACCAAACCUCAGCAAUUAUUGGAGCCAUCUGUGACAUCAGAUGAGAUAGAGCAAUGCCGACAACAGCUAGCUCAGCUGCUAGCAAAGAAGAGGGCCACACCAGGUCAUUGUCGGAUGAUUCCUGCCGACUUUGAGAAAGAUGAUGACACCAAUGGUCAUAUAGAUUACAUCACCUCGGCGUCCAACCUGCGAGCGACGAUGUACCACAUUGAGCUUGCUGACCGCUUCAAGACCAAACGCAUCGCUGGCCGGAUCGUACCGGCUAUCGCUACGACAACGGCUGCAGUGGCUGGACUGGCCACUCUAGAACUAAUCAAGUACGUCAAGGGUGCUACCCUGUCCGAUUAUCGUAACUGCUUCCUCAAUCUGGGCCUAUCUCUCAUCAUGUUCUCGGAGCCCGGCCCAGCCAGCGUCACUCAGAUCAAACCAGGGUUAAAGUUCACACAGUGGGACAUGUGGCAUGUACAUGGACAGAGAGGAUACAAACUCAAGGAUUUCAUGCAACACUUUAAGGAUACCUAUGGCUUGGACAUCUCUCUGGUCGUGCAUGGGGUCAAGAUGAUCUUUGUGCCAAUGAUGCCUGGCCAUAUGAAGAGACUAAGUAAAAGCAUGCUGGAACUUCUCAAACCCAGCGAUGGUAUCAAGUACAUGGAUCUCACUAUAGGAUUCGAACCUCCAUCAGAGGAUGCAGAUGAGGACCUCCCAGCUCCUCCUGUGAGGUAUUACUUUGGUCUGUGAGGAGACUUGAAGAAACCUCAUCAAUAUCCUAAUGCAGCAGCACGCCACUAUAAUCUACACUCCAAUAUGCUGACGAUUUGGCUAUGAUGAACAUCAUCUUUGCAACCAAAGUUUUAUGUACAGUAAUGAAUUCCCUGCACGAACAGAACAUGGGGUAGUAGUGAAGUUUAGGACCCUGUUCCAUAUAAGAGAAUGAAAAGACACUUUAAUGUUUUGGGACUUCAUACGUAUACAUUUGGCGAUGAUACAAGC